AACACUCUCAUAGUUUGUGCGAAGCCCAAUCAUUCCUCCCUCUGCGUCUCUCUCUCUCUCAUUUAUUAGCGAGUGCAGCGGCGGAGUUGGCUCUUCUCCUCUCCAUUGCGCCCACUGCCAUCUCCCGGCGAGAGAGAGAGAGAGGCACCUGCUGGAGUGGCUGCUGCCUAUUUUGAUCUCUCGCAGGUCGUUUCUGCUGCAUGCGUAGAGAUUUCUAAAGCUCUUAACCGAUCUCCCAGUUCUUGUCAUUUUUCAUUGCUUGGAUUGAAGAGUAAACACUGCAGUGGAUAUUCCAACGCAUGGAGAAAAUGAUUUCUCAUCAUGUGUUUCUCUGUAUCUUUCUUGAGUGAAGGCCAUCAUCUCUCUUUCGCUUUACCCGUCUCAGGUCUCAGCAGAAGCUAUCUGUGGGUGUUCUUCUCUCUCCUCUUUCCAUUUGGAUGAUUCGAAAGAUCUUGAGCUGGUUUUUAGGGUUUGCAGAUACACCCCCUCACCUUACUUCCAUCCUGAAACAGAAAUCCUUUCAGAAAAGGCCUCUAUUUGUUUUCUGAGAGGAAUUCUGCACUGGAAAUUGGUACAGACAAUUUCCUAUAAAAUCUGCACUGCUCAGAGUGACAUCUAAUUCGAUCAUUCUUUUAGUUUUGAUAACUCUUCUUUUGUUGUAGUUGUAUGACCACAUGCACUUUUCCUUCCUUCUUUGCUACAACACAUCGACUGUAAGAUCAGACUUGGGUUUCAUUCUAGAUCUUAUAUUUCCCAUGUCAAAAGUUCUAUCUGAUUUUGUGCAUCCUUCUUGGAUUGUGUUGAUCUCUUGACGAACAACAUAUGAUAGGAUCCGUAAAUUGUGAACUCAAAACCUAAUUUAUACUGCUGGUGUGUGUUGAUUUCUUCUUCUUCUUCUUCUUCUUCUUCUGUGCACCCACAGGCAAUGGCUGGCCAUGGAUUGAUCCAGCAGCAACAGGAGAGGAGGCUGAGGCCUCACCCGGAGCGAGACCUGAAAUGCCCCAGAUGUGCCUCCACCAACACCAAGUUCUGUUACUACAACAACUAUAGCCUCUCCCAGCCCAGAUACUUCUGCAAGGGGUGCAGGAGGUACUGGACCCUGGGAGGCUCUCUCAGGAACGUCCCUGUGGGAGGUGGCUGCAGGAAGAACAAGAGGUCUUCCUCCUCCUCCUCGUCAUCAUCAUCUUACUACUCAAAGAAGGCGCAAGAACUAGACCUCACAUCCACCCCACUUCUCCCUACUCUCAUCCCUCCACCUCUUACAUAUGACCCAAGUGACCUCACUUUUAGGCUUCAAAAGCAGCCACCCAUGGUGCAGUUUGGCCUGGAUGACAAUAGCCACAACCUUAAUCCGGCGUUAUCUGCUCCGGCCCCAACAAAUGGUUUUCUCGACACCCUCGGGCAUGGAUUUCUUGACUUCACAAGACCAAUCGGGUUAAACCACCUUUACCAUGGGUAUGGAGUCAAUGGCAGGCUGGAGGAGAUUGGUGGGGAUAAGGGAGGACUGGGUGGUGCAACAACCGGCCAAGGAUCGUGCGAAGCCAUGGAUGGAGGGGAUACCAAAGCGUUCACAGGUCUCUCGUGGCAGGAAGGAAGCAUGGAUUCGGCAAGGGAUUGUUGGAAUGGUGCUGUGGGUUCUUCCUUGCAUGGACUGAUCAAUAGCUCCAUGCUGUGAGGUGCACAACUAUAGAUAAUACAUCUGUAUGAUGAAUACUUGUGGUCUCCUUCGAUGUUCUUGAUGUUAUUGUGA
Musa acuminata subsp. malaccensis (wild Malaysian banana) is the source of this 1750-nucleotide messenger RNA. RefSeq names its product dof zinc finger protein DOF2.1. Gene Ontology annotation, biological process: regulation of DNA-templated transcription. The record is from RefSeq and is a predicted model, not a curated record. NCBI's taxonomy places the organism in Eukaryota, Viridiplantae, Streptophyta, Magnoliopsida, Zingiberales, Musaceae. Gene Ontology annotation, molecular function: DNA-binding transcription factor activity; DNA binding.